AUGAGUCUCUCACUCAAGCACAUCCCCUGCCCGGCCGGCCAAAACUGCUCGGCCUACAUGUGCCUCUUUGGCGGCCACGCUGCUGACAGCGAUGGCCCUGCCCUGUCCAGGCCGCCAAGCACCACGCCCAGCACCGACGCCACAGUCUCGUCCGGCCAUGAAUCAGACAGCAGCAGCUCUAGAAAAGCCGCCCGCCUUGAUUCUCCCCGACCGACUGCGUCCAGCAGCAGGGCCGAGCCGUCUUCCGGCCGGCCCCCGCUGCUCCGUGAGCCGGAUUCUAGAGGCUCGCCAGUGCCUCCCCGCUCACUGCAGCUACCCAUCACGCCGCCACCCAAGCGGCGUGCCGUUGCCGUGAAUGCCGCGUCAGCAUCGACCUCAAAGGAGCCGUUGAAGCAAGAGUCACUCAAUCCCCGAUUGCUCAAGCAUUCACCCGCUAGUCAUGAGAUCAGGCUGAAGCUCGUCAAGCUAGCCUACGCUGAAAUCAAACGCCUCAACGAGGCAUUGAAACGAGACGGCAAACAUGAUCGCCUGGUCCUAUCCGACCAAGCGAUCAUCACACGCAUACUCAAUGACGAAGAAUCCACGGCCGUUGGCAAGCCAGCUGUGUACACCAACAUCAUGAAAAACUACGUCAUGAAAUACAAGCGCCUUCAACUAGCCGACUGGAUCAGGGACCGCCAAAAAGAGAUGCCCGAGAGCAAGAAGCGCCAGCACGACGUCAUGCAAGGCGACGCCCUCCUUGUCGAGACCGGCCUGACACCCGCUCAAGAGGUCGGUCUCCUCCAGCGGCUCCUAACCCCAAUUGACGGCCUCGCCAACCACGGCUACGUCGCGUCGCCGCCAACCGACGCCGCCAUUGCCGCCGCACGCGACGGCCUCGCCGCCGCCAAAGGCUGGGAGCAGUGCGACCGCUGCAGCCAGCGCUUCCAAGUAUUCGCCGGCCGCCGCCCCGAGGACGGCGCGCUCACGUCGGGCGGCGCCUGCAACUUCCACUGGGGUAAGGCGUAUUUCCCCGAAAAGACGGCCGGGAGCGCCGGCGGCAAGCAGCCCAAGCGCUUCCUCUGCUGUGGGGAACAGAUGGGCGACUCGGCCGGGUGCUUCACGCACCCCAACCACGUUUUCAAAGUCGGCAGCGCGAGCCGCCUCGCCGCUGUACUCGCCUUUGCCGCCACGCCAGAGAACCCGGCCGCGCCGCCCGAUCGCGCCGUCUGCUUCGACUGCGAAAUGGGCUAUACAGUGCACGGCAUGGAACUAAUCCGACUCACGGCCACCUCGUGGCCCGACGGAGCCGAGAUCCUCGACGUGCUCGUCCGGCCCCUCGGCGAGAUCCUCGACCUCAACUCGCGAUUCUCUGGCGUGUGGCCCGACGACCUGGCCCGCGCCGCGCUGUGGUGCCCCGGCGACCCUCUCGUCCCGCCCACCACCGACGCCGACUCAUCGUGCUCGCACGGCAGCGAAGAAGGCCAGGUCGCUAAGAAGCGGCUGCAGGUUGUCUCCUCGCCCGCCGUCGCCCGGACGCUGCUCUUUUCCCUCAUCGCCCCGUCGACACCGCUGCUCGGCCACGGGCUGGAAAACGACCUCAACGCCGUCCGCGUCGUGCAUCCGACUCUCAUCGACACCGUCCUCGUCUUCCCCCACAAGGCCGGCCUGCCCUUCCGCCUCGGCCUCAAGGGUCUCAUGAGCACCCACCUGCACCGCCGCAUCCAGGUCCAGCACGGGCCCAAGAUGCUCGGCCACGACUCGGCCGAGGAUGCCCGCGCCGCCGGUGAGCUUGUGCGCUUCCGCCUCGCCCGCGAGUGGGCGGACAUGAAGCGCGCCGGCUGGACCGUUGUUGAUGGUGCGCUCGUGGCCCCGCCUGGCGGUGAUGACGAUGACGAUGAUGAUGAUGAUGAUGAUGCUGCUGGCCCCGCCAACGACAGCGACGGAGGUGGCCGCUUGACGGAGGACUUUAUCGAAGCGGCCGCCGAGUAG
Messenger RNA from Cordyceps militaris CM01, 1971 nucleotides. Its product is annotated as RNA exonuclease Rex3, putative. The record is from RefSeq and is a predicted model, not a curated record. The transcript has a single exon. Gene Ontology annotation, molecular function: nucleic acid binding; exonuclease activity. Lineage: Eukaryota; Fungi; Ascomycota; Sordariomycetes; Hypocreales; Cordycipitaceae. The coding region runs from base 1 to 1971 and encodes 656 amino acids. Gene Ontology annotation, cellular component: nucleus.